AGGUGUGUACAUGUGAAGUCUAUUGAUCCCCAACCGCCGUCCUGUGAGACACUUGCCUUCACCAUGGAGCCGGGGAAACACAUCUGCGCCGCGGUAGUCCUGUUGGGGUACGUUAUUUCAAUAAUAUCGACUUCAACAAGCCCGAUAUAUCAUGUAAGCUACCAACGUCUUGCCGAUGCAACACAAGUGCCACCAACGUCUCAGCAGGAACAUACCAUUUCGACUGACAAAGAAGCCCCCACAGACAAUGUGCAGACCACGGUAGAACAGGAUACAGCAACUUCAUCCGGUGGGAAUGGAGUGACAGCCUUGGGAACAGCAAUAUCUACAAUAACAAGGUUGGUAACAACGUCAUUAGUUGACUCUAGUACUGAGUCUGACACUGUUCAGAACACAAACACGACAGCAACAGACGCGUUUACAAUUGUGGAUGCCCAAAGUACUGCAAACAGUGCCACGGGCGUUGUAACGGCAGCUGUUACAACUGAAAAGUCUUUCGUUACUACCGAUACUGUUACAACAACUGAUACAGUAACCCCGGUCAUUACUACUGAUGUUGGCAUAAAUGACGCAACUGGGUCCACCACCACUGACACCUUCAUCACUCCAGUUACAACUGAUCCUGUCAUUACAACGAAAGCUGGUACAGCAUCUGUAAAAACCGAGUCUGGCCUUUCCACACAUGCUAUCACGCCGUCUAUCACAACGGAACCUGUUCAAACAACAUAUGUUUCUACACCUGCAACAACAGAGAAUGUCAUUACCGACAAUGGCAUAACAACACCCGUUACCACAGAUUCUGCCCUUACCACUGAUGCAAUUGCAACAUCUAGUAGAACAGAAGAUGUCAUUACAACUGAUGCUGGUACAACGUACGUCAAUACACAACCUGCGAUAACCACGUAUGUUGUAGCAACAGCAGCCACUUCACAGCCAACCGUCAUCACUAAUGCAGCCACAGCACCUGUUACACCACAACCUGGCCUUAUAAUAAUUACCACUAACGCGGUUACAGCAUCAGUUAUAACACAGUAUGACCUUCCCAGUGGCGCGGUUACAACGCCGGUUACAACACAUCCUGGCAUUACCACUGGUGCUAACACAAUAUCGAUUACAACAGAUCCUAUUUCUACCACCAACGCGAAUACAACAUCACUUACACCACAGCCUACCCCCACCACCAUCGCUGAUACAACAUCUGUCACAACAGAUCCUAUUUCUACCACGAACGCCGUUACAACAUCAGUAACAAUAGAACCUAUCUCUAUCACUAACGUCGAUACAACAUCUGUUACAGCAGAAACUAUUUCUACCACCAACGCUGAUACAACACCAGUCACAACAAAUCCUAUUUCCACCACCAACGCUGUUACAUCAGUUACAACAGAACCUAUUCCCACUACCAACGCUGAAACAACAUCAGUCACAACACAACUCAUUCCCACGACGAACGCCGAAACAACAUCAGUUAAAACAGAUCCUAUUCUCACCACCAACGCCAAUACAACGGUAUUUACAACACAACCUAUCCCAACCACCAUUGGCUUUACAACAUCAGAUGUCACAUAUCCUAUUUCUACUACCAACGCUGUCACAUCAGUGACACACUGCCUACCCCCACCAUCAACUCUGAUACAACAUCGGUCACAGCAGAUUCAAUCUCUACCACCAACACUGGUACAACAUCAGUCACAACAGAUCCCAUUUCUACAACCAACGCUGUUACAUCAGUCACAACACAGCCUACCCCCGCCACCAACGCUGUAACAACAUCUGUCACAA
Molecule: messenger RNA, 1782 nt
Organism: Branchiostoma belcheri (Belcher's lancelet)
Lineage: Eukaryota; Metazoa; Chordata; Leptocardii; Amphioxiformes; Branchiostomatidae
Product: mucin-5AC-like
Exons: 1
Coding region: 64-1767 (567 amino acids)
Source: RefSeq, a predicted model, not a curated record